This is a messenger RNA of Gossypium raimondii (Peruvian cotton), 1261 nucleotides long. RefSeq names its product class V chitinase. The transcript has 2 exons. Bases 15 to 1121 code for a protein of 368 amino acids. Gene Ontology annotation, biological process: chitin catabolic process; carbohydrate metabolic process. The record is from RefSeq and is a predicted model, not a curated record. NCBI's taxonomy places the organism in Eukaryota, Viridiplantae, Streptophyta, Magnoliopsida, Malvales, Malvaceae. Gene Ontology annotation, cellular component: extracellular region. Gene Ontology annotation, molecular function: chitinase activity; chitin binding.
UUUGGAACUCAACAAUGGCUGCAAAACUCCUUAGCUUUUUGUUUUUCAGUUUCCAUUUUCUUGUUUUUCAGCUUCACUUCUCCGCCGGUCAGGAUGUUGUUAGGGCUGCUUAUUGGUCGGCAGGCAGUGAAUUUCCCGUUUCCGAUAUAGACUCCACGCUUUUCACUCACCUUUUCUGCGCAUUUGCUGAUCUUGAUUCUCAAACCAACCAAGUCACGGUUUCCUCGGCAAACCAGGCCCGAUUCUCCACCUUCACUGAGACUGUCCAACUGAAAAAUCCUUACAUUAAAACACUCCUUUCAAUCGGUGGGGGAAGUUCAUCGGCAUCAGAUUUCGCUUCCAUGGCUAGCCAAGCUAAUACCCGGAAAUCAUUCAUCGAUUCCUCCAUAAAUAUAGCUAGAUCUUACGGCUUCCAUGGCCUUGACCUUGAUUGGGAGUACCCAUCAACACCUACUGAAAUGAACAACUUGGGUUUACUUCUAAACGAAUGGAGAGUUGCUUUGGUUAAUGAAGCCGCCAAUACUGGCAACUCAAGAUUACUUUUGUCGGCAGCAUUUUUCCGCAACUCGGAUUAUUAUACUCUGGAUUAUCCAAUCCAGGCAAUACAGAAUAGCCUGGACUGGAUCAACGUAAUGGCUUAUGAUUUUUACGGCCCUGGAUGGUCAACUGUAACCGGACCUCCAGCAGCGUUAUACAAUCCCGGAACUCAAGUUAGUGGUGAUUAUGGGAUCACUUCAUGGAUACAAUCAGGUAUUCCAUCGAAUAAAUUAGUUCUCGGCUUCCCUUUUUACGGCUAUGCAUGGCAGCUUGUGGAUGCAAAUAACCAUGGGUUUUUUGCACCGACUAGUGGACCGGCUAUAACGCCAAAUGGAGACUUGGGUUACGGUCAGAUCAAGGAUUUUAUUUCGGCCAACAGCGCCACUGAGGUAUACAAUGCGACGGUGGUUUCGAAUUAUUGCUACGCUGGGACGACCUGGAUUGGUUUUGAUGAUACAGAAAGCAUUACAGCCAAGGUUUCUUAUUGUAAACAAAAAGGGUUGCUUGGUUACUUCGCAUGGCAUGUUGGCGCUGAUGAUGGUUGGACUCUUUCUCGAGCAGCAUCGGAAACUUGGGGAUCGUAGAUGCCAAUUGCGAGUAACUAAGAUAUUUAUACAGUUAUACUAUUACAAGUCACGAAAUAAUAUGAUCCUUGUCAAUAAGAAUGAUGGUGACUUAUUUAAUAAAUAUAGUUGACAAGCUUAAUCUCCUUUUAUGAUUUUCA